Messenger RNA from Medicago truncatula (barrel medic), 1827 nucleotides. Its product is annotated as probable 2-oxoglutarate-dependent dioxygenase At5g05600. Lineage: Eukaryota; Viridiplantae; Streptophyta; Magnoliopsida; Fabales; Fabaceae. The transcript has 3 exons. The coding region runs from base 172 to 1248 and encodes 358 amino acids. The record is from RefSeq and is a predicted model, not a curated record.
ACAACUACAAACUCACCUCACUCCUUUUCUCUUUCCCUAAUCACACACGCACACCAACUCUUACAAGAAAAUUGAAUAACUUGUUUCAUACUAUAUAGUAUACAUAUUUAGUGCCACACAUUUAUAUUAGAUGAAGAGCACUUAAUCUUUAUAAUAAUCUUGCUCAAAAAAAUGAUCAGCCCACAAGAUUGGCCUGAGCCAAUAAUCCGAGUUCAAUCUUUAUCCGAAAGUUGCAAAGAUUCAAUCCCUCAAAGAUAUAUCAAACCCCUUAGUGACCGUCCAUCAAUAAACUCUAUUUUAGAAACAAUCAAUAAUAUCCCAAUAAUUGACCUUCGAGGUUUAUAUAGUACUAACCCACAUGAAAAAGCUUCAACCUUCAAGCAAAUCUCUGAGGCUUGUAAAGAGUGGGGAUUCUUUCAAAUUGUUAACCAUGGUGUUAGCCAUGAUUUGAUGGAUUUAGCUAAGGAAACUUGGCGUCAAUUUUUUCACUUGCCUAUGGAAGUGAAACAAUUAUAUGCAAACUCACCAAAAACUUAUGAAGGGUAUGGUAGUAGACUUGGUGUUAAGAAAGGUGCUAUUCUUGAUUGGAGUGAUUACUAUUAUCUUCAUUAUCUUCCUUUGUCUUUGAAGGACUACAACAAAUGGCCUUCUCUGCCUCCCUCUUGCAGGGAGGUGUUUGAUGAAUAUGGGAUAGAAUUGGUGAAGUUAUGUGAGCGGUUGAUGAAAGUUCUAUCUAUAAACCUUGGAUUAGAAGAGAAUUUUCUUCAAAAUGCUUUUGGAGGUGAAGAUAUUGGUGCUUGCAUAAGGGUGAAUUAUUUUCCCAAAUGUCCACAGCCAGAGUUGACUCUUGGUUUAUCAUCACACUCAGAUCCAGGAGGCAUGACUCUUUUGCUACCAGAUGAUCAAAUACAUGGUCUUCAAGUUCGUAAAGGUGAUAAUUGGAUUACGGUGAAACCUGUUAGGAAUGCAUUUAUUGUCAAUAUUGGUGAUCAAAUUCAGGUUCUAAGCAAUGCAAUCUACAGGAGUGUAGAGCAUAGAGUAAUAGCAAACUCACACAAAGAGAGAGUUUCCUUAGCCUUCUUCUACAAUCCCAAAAGUGACAUUCCAAUAGAGCCAGCAAAAGAAUUGGUAAAGCCAGAUAAACCUGCCCUCUACCCUGCUAUGACCUUUGAUGAAUAUAGGCUUUUCAUUAGAAUGAGGGGUCCAUGUGGAAAAUCUCAAGUUGAAUCUUUAAAAUCUCCAAGAUGAUACGCAUGUUUGGAUCAGCGGUAAGUCUAUAAAAUCACGAUGACAUCUACACUGUUUGUUUUUGUGUCAGUGAAGCAAGAGACGUGUGUUUUUUCAGAAGCUACUAUUAAAGUUUCGAAAGAUAGUUUUUACUGAAAUCGUGAUGACCUAUUGUGAUUCUGUAAAACUCGUUGUGAACCUUAACAUUUAAUCACAAGCCGUAUAUAACAUUCCCUCGAGUUGAUAUUAGAUAAUCUUAAAUGUUGUUGUUUGUUAGAUAGGUACUUGUUAAUUUUGUACAAAUUGCACAUCAAUUAAGAAAGAAAGUGAGGGUACAAAGAUUGCAUAUGAAAUUGAUGGAAAAUGAUGUUUACCUCUUCCUGAUUGGUAAUUUGGGUGGUCCUAAUUAUUGAAGAAUUGUAUUCCCCACUUCUCAGCCGAUGAUUGGGGUGAUGCAUGCAUGCACCAUGAUUCAGGGGCAAUGUUUGUAAUAUGGUUGUAUGAUUGAAUCUAUUGUGUUAAAUAUGAUUUGAUGUAAUGCUUAGGUCCUCUUCAAAUUCAGUGUACAUGAGUAUUUAUGGUAGCUCCCUUUGUUUUUCA